AUGGCUUCAAACGCCGCUUCCGUCGCUGUUGGUGACAGAGAGCUACUUGCUCGCGUGGAAGACGUACCACAACCGGAAAUAGCCUCUCCAAAGUCUCCUAGGGAUUGGUCGAGGAAGGAUGCAGAGCAGAAAGACGUUUUAGGGGACGAGGAUAACAAGGACGAUAAGGAACCAGGCGAGGAGCUGGAAGAGGGGCAGGAGGAGGAGGCAAAAGAAGCAGACGGGGAAGAGCCACACAACUCCGCUCCACCCUUACCGCAGGAAGAUCUCCCACCUCCCCUCCCCAACGAAGUGCCUCCUGGUCAAACAGAAGAUGAUGGGUGGGACCCAGUUUGGGAUGAUAGUGCACAAGCUUAUUACUUUUAUAACCGGUUCACGGGUCUGUCGCAGUGGGAGAACCCCCGGGUACCUGACACACACCAACAAACACAACAAGCAGACGCAUCACAAUCCUCACAACAGCAACAGUCCAUCAAACCACGGGUGGCUGGCGGUUAUGAUCCCGCAAUCCACGGUGACUAUGACCCCACUGCGCCUUACGCACAGGUGACCCAACAACAACAACAAGAAGGGCUAGAUGCCGCAGGCGCUGCUUACUCCUCCGAUCCGAACUACAUCUACACAGCAACAGGCACGUUCAACCGGUUCACGGGCAAAUGGCAGCCGGGUGCACUAGCUAAAGAGUAUUUCGACGACGAGAAUAAAAGUAAAAGACAACUGAAUGCAUAUUUCGAUGUGGAUGCGGCGGCCAACAGCCAUGAUGGCAAGAGCCUCAAAGCCGAGCGGAGCGGGAAGAAACUAACUAAGAAGGAACUGAAAGCUUUCAAGGAAAAGAGGAGGGAGAGGAAGGAGGAGAAACGAAGAGCGUGGUUAAGGGAUUGA
Molecule: messenger RNA, 882 nt
Organism: Blastomyces dermatitidis ER-3
Lineage: Eukaryota; Fungi; Ascomycota; Eurotiomycetes; Onygenales; Ajellomycetaceae
Product: WW domain-containing protein
Exons: 1
Coding region: 1-882 (293 amino acids)
Molecular function (GO): protein binding
Source: RefSeq, a predicted model, not a curated record